Medioppia subpectinata is the source of this 1920-nucleotide messenger RNA. NCBI's taxonomy places the organism in Eukaryota, Metazoa, Arthropoda, Arachnida, Sarcoptiformes, Oppiidae. The record is from the annotation of a GenBank genome assembly.
AUUUGUGUUGAAUGUUUAGGUCAUGUCCUGCAACUGAUGAACGAUCGGAUAAAUGUUGGUUUCAGUGAAAACGAAUUGUUGAAAAUAUUUUGCGAUAUUUGCGAAGCCGUCGCUCGUCUUCACCACAAUCAGCCGCCUAUUAUUCACAGGGAUUUGAAGAUCGAGAAUAUACUGAUAUCAGAGUCGGGUUCCUAUCAAUUAUGUGAUUUCGGUUCGGCGACUGUCAAAGUGUUGCGAAACAGUGACUCCCAGAGUGUGUUAGACAUCGAGGAAGAGAUCAAAAAGUAUACGACACUGUCAUACCGGGCGCCGGAAAUGGUGGACCUGUACGCCGGCAAACCAAUCACCACCAAAGCGGACAUUUGGGCGCUCGGAUGCCUGCUCUACAAGUUAUGCUACUUUCAGUUGCCGUUCGGCGAGUCGACGCUCGCCAUACAAAACGCUCAGUUAGUAAUACCCGACGCGUCCAAGUAUUCACACAAACUGCACGCUCUAAUCAAACUGAUGCUCGAGCCGGACAUCGACACCCGGCCCGACAUAUUCGUGGUCUCCACUCUGGCCUUUCAGCUGUUGAGUAAGGAGUCACCGGUGGUGAACGUGAACGGCUCGGCUGUGCCCAAGUGGACGGCCCUAUCGUUGCCGAUGACUGAGUCGGAGGCGCGCGACGCCAAACGCAAUGCCAAACAAAACGCUAAUGUGAUGAACACUCGAGAGGCGCCUCCGUUUGGCGUCGCCGCUGGUGUCACUACCGUUGUGGUCGGCGGCGCCCCUCCGGAGGGCACGAGUGUCGCCCCCCGACAGAGACCGAAAGGCGCCACAAGUGGUCAACUCUCAAUACAAGUAUUAUCGGCGGGAGCCGUGAACCGGGCGACCACUCCUGUGGAACAGUCGGCCAACAAAUUACUACCAAAUCAGUCAAUAACUACAUCACAAAGCUUUACGUCCGGCGCUCAACUGUUGGCCUCUCAGUCGUCGGCCCAACCGUUGCCCGUAUCGGCGCCGACCUCUAAUCUGGUCUCGCCGUCGAAUCACAUCCGCCAACAAACGGCUGUCGCAACCACUGAGGCCGCAAUCGCUAGUAAUAAUCCAUUCAUUAUUGUCGGACCUGAUUCUGGGAUCAGACGGACGCAGACACCUCCCGGAGCCACCUCUCCCACAGGAAGUAUUCCGUCACCGCAUAUGCAUUCGUUUCAUCGCCGGAACGUAAGCGACACUUCGGGCUUCAGUAGCAAAGAUUUGGUCCAAUUAGUCAAUACGGAGACCAAUCUUCACACAAGCAAUUCAUUGUCCUCUCAGAACACAUACACUGGUGUCAAGGGUUGGAAUCCAUUCGAGGAGGACUUCCGGCCACAACCGGCAGACAUAUCGGUCGACGACCAGCUCUUUGGCCACGAAUUCGAUAAAAUACGCAAAGGUUCCCAAAGCAGCAUAUCAAACGUGAAGAGUAGAGAAGAUCUAGUCAUGUCGUCGAUGUCUAAUACGGAAGCGUCGGAUCCGUUCGGUUCGGCGCCAUUCGAUCCCCAGAAGAUGCGAAGACACCAACAAAAGCAGGAACUGUUGAGACUUCAGUUAGAAAAGCCGCACGAUUUGAAUGAAUUUAAUUUAUUAACGGCUAAUACUAACGCUAAUAAAGGUAUAUCAGUUCCGACCACUUAUAUGCCAUUGUAUUCGUCGGACGCCGAAGACGGCGACGAAUCACGCGAUGGCGAUCAUCACAACCACGAGAUGAGAUCACUGCCCGUUUCGAUACCGCAUCGGAAUCGCAACUCUUCGGAGACGUCCACCACUACAUCCCAUUCGACGAUCGCCUCCAAUGAGGGCUCCGUUAAGAACGCCUUCGUGAAAGCGCCCGCAGAGGACAGGUCUAAGUACGAGAAGUUCUUCGACGCCGAUCCCGAUGACGAUCACGAAUUGAUAUGA